UGUCGGGUUUCACUCACAGCUGACGGUACCCAUAAACUGCUUUUCAAUGGCUGGUCCUGCUUCCUCAACAAUCGAACAGCAGCUCACUUGCUCUAUCUGCUUGGAUUUGUUCAGAUCUCCGGUGACUACAUCUUGUGGACAUAACUUUUGUAAAGACUGUCUUGAGCAUUUCUGGGAAAUGAUCCAUAUUCACAGCUGCCCGCAAUGUAGAGAAACCUUCGACCCGGAUCUACCUCUACAGAAGAACGCGACUUUAAAUGGCCUGGUGGAAAAAUGGAAAAAGGACAUCGCAGAGUCACAGGAGCCUGAGUGCAAAGCUGGACAAGGAACUGAGGAGAAACAAAAAUGUCAGUCAGGGUGCGAGGAGAAGCAGGCCGAGCUACGACGAGGUGAGGAUUGUCAACAAGAGUUAGCUUGUAAACCGCAGGAGGAAGCUGAGGUGAAAACGAACGCUGAGUUGGAAAGUGAGAACGCAAUCAAAGACGAGCAAGGAGACAAUCCUCUCACUGAUCCUGAUGAAGUUCUCUGUGAUUCCUGCAUUGACAAGAAAUUAAAAGCUGCAAAGUCUUGUCUGACCUGCAUGGUUUCAUACUGCGAAGCUCAUCUGAGACCUCACCUUGAAAACACUGCCUUCAAGAAUCACAAGCUGAUCAACCCCAUGAAAGACAUCGAACAGGGAAAAUGCUGUCUGCAUGACCAGUAUUUGGAGUUCUUCUGUAAAAAUGAUCAGAGCUGCGUCUGUAAGGAAUGCACACUGGACAAACAUGUAAAUCAUGAAAUAAUUCCUGUUGCAAGGGCAAAGACGGAAAAAGAGAAUGAACUCCGGGAAACGAAACUUAAAAUUGACAAGAAAAUUAAUGUUGCAAAGAAUGCAAUUGAGAAACUCCAGAAUAAUUCCACCUCCAUUGUAAAUUCAGUGUCAGAGGUGAAACCCAACAUUGAAAGACAGUUCAGUGACCUCAUGGAAGCUGUUCAAAAUGCACGGAAAGAGGUGCUCAAAUUUUUGGAGAACGAGCAGUGUGCUUCACUGAAGCAGGCAGAUGGAAUUCGCAUUCACUUGGAACAGAAGUGUGCUGAGCUGCAAAGGACAAAGGAUCAGGUUGAAGCACUGAUGAAGCAGAGGAACACAGUGCAGUUUUUACAGGAAUUUUGUGAAUGGAAGAAAAAUAUGCCAGAUGAUAAGCUGCCCAGUGUAUACAUUGGGCUGAUAGACAAACUUGCUGGAAUUAGUGCGGCUGUUUCGGAAUCAACAGAGACUAUCUUGGAGUUGCUACAGACUUCCUACAAAGAGAAACUAAAGGAAUUUGCAAGAGAAGAUAAACUGGGAUUCAAAACAACAGUUGCUGUGAUUCGUGGUUCAAAGCGCUGCCUUAUGAAAAAACAACCAAAAACAAGAAAUGAAUUUCUGAAAUACGCUGCAACGCUAGUGUUUGACCCAAAUACAGCUCACAGGUAUCUUCGCUUGGUAAACAAGAACCGCAAAGUUUCCAACACUUGCCCGUGGCUUCACCCCUACCCCGAUCACCCAGAGAGGUUUGAACACUGGCGGCAGGUGUUGUGCACAGAGAGUUUUUACAUGGUCCGAUGCUACUGGGAAGUGGAGAUCCAUGCAGAAGGGACUUAUGUUGGCAUGACUUACAAAAGCAUUGACAGAAAAGGAGCUGAGAGCAAUGGCUGUAUCACAGGGAAUGAUUUUUCCUGGUGCAUACAGUGGACGGGCAAGGAAUUCUUGGUUUGGCAUGGCGAUGUGGAAGUGCCAGGGAAGGUUGAGAAGUUUAGCCGGAUCGGAGUAUACCUGGACUAUCAAAACAGGAUUCUGUCUUUUUAUGGAGUGGCAGACACCAUGAUCUUGAUACAUCAAUUUGAAUCUUCAUUCACAGAACCACUAUAUCCUGCAUUUUAUCUUCCCAAGAAAGAAGCAUCAGUUUCUCUGCAUGUACUUGAAGAAGAUGCAUUGAAAAUUGAAACUGAAUAAAAUCAUC
Molecule: messenger RNA, 1982 nt
Organism: Mobula hypostoma (lesser devil ray)
Lineage: Eukaryota; Metazoa; Chordata; Chondrichthyes; Myliobatiformes; Myliobatidae
Product: tripartite motif-containing protein 16-like protein
Exons: 6
Coding region: 47-1975 (642 amino acids)
Molecular function (GO): protein binding; zinc ion binding
Source: RefSeq, a predicted model, not a curated record